Rosa chinensis is the source of this 1114-nucleotide messenger RNA. RefSeq lists its product as uncharacterized. The transcript is spliced from 2 exons. Bases 8 to 1114 code for a protein of 368 amino acids. Gene Ontology annotation, molecular function: protein dimerization activity. The record is from RefSeq and is a predicted model, not a curated record. NCBI's taxonomy places the organism in Eukaryota, Viridiplantae, Streptophyta, Magnoliopsida, Rosales, Rosaceae.
CUUCAUUAUGAAUCAUGGAAUGAGAUUAGUCAUGUUUAAUGACCAUUGCAAUUUGAAGUUGCUUUCGGUUGCUCCCACAAGGUUUGCAUCAACGUUAAUCAUGCUAAAGAGGUUUAGGCAAAUUAAAAAUGGUUUGCAACAGAUGGUCAUCAGUCCAAAGUGGGAUGAUUACAAAGAAGAUGAUGUUAGGAAGGCAGCUUCUGUGAAGGAGAAAUUAUUAGAUGAGUUGCUAUGGGAUGACAUUGAUUACAUCAUUUCUUUUACUGAGCCUAUCUAUGAGAUGAUCAGGAAAGCAGACACUGAUAGGCCUUCUCUUCAUUUAGUGUAUGAAUGGUGGGAUAGUAUGAUUGAGCAAGUGAAGAAGGCUAUCUAUAGGAAAGAAAGGAAGCAACCUCAUGAAGAGUCUCCAUUUUGGGAUGCAGUGUAUAAGGUUCUAAUGGCUCGUUGGUCCAAGAGCAAUACUUCUCUCAAUUGCUUGGCACAUUCAUUGAAUCCGAAGUAUUAUAGUUCGGAAUGGCUUAGUGAAGAUACUAAUCGGGUUGCUCCCCACAAAGAUUUAGAGAUUACAAGGGAGAGGAAAAAUUGUAUCCUUAGAUACUUUGCCAAUGAAGAUGAUCGAAGGAAAGUUAACAUAGAAUUUGCUAAUUUUUCUAUGUGUAUGCAAGAGUUUGGAAGUGGAGAUGCUAUGAAGGAUAGGUUUAUUAUGCAGCCUAUAACAUGGUGGGCUGUCCAUGGAGCUUCGGCUCCAUCUCUCCAAGCCAUAGCCUUCAAGGUUCUAGGUCAACCUUGUUCUUCUUCAUGUUGUGAAAGAAAUUGGAGUACUUACAAUUUCAUUCACUCUGUGAGGAGGAACAAGAUAACACCACAACGAGCGGAAGAUUUGGUGUUUGUGCAUACCAAUCUUUGCCUUUUAGCUAGGAGAAGCCCAAGUUACAAUGAAAGUACAAUUCAAAUGUGGGAUGUUGGAGGUGAUGAGUUUGAUUCUUUAGAAGAGUCUAAUAUUGGAAGGCUUGAGAUUGCUAACCUUUCACUUGAUGAACCACAAUUAGAGGGGGUUUUGUUUAAUGUUGAUGAUGAAGAUGAAGACCUUGAGGAUGUUGUCCAAGUUGAAUGA